This is a messenger RNA of Passer montanus (Eurasian tree sparrow), 5048 nucleotides long. RefSeq names its product shisa family member 8 (gene SHISA8). The record is from RefSeq and is a predicted model, not a curated record. NCBI's taxonomy places the organism in Eukaryota, Metazoa, Chordata, Aves, Passeriformes, Passeridae. Bases 347 to 1474 code for a protein of 375 amino acids. Gene Ontology annotation, cellular component: AMPA glutamate receptor complex; postsynaptic density; postsynaptic membrane. The transcript is spliced from 4 exons. Gene Ontology annotation, biological process: regulation of AMPA receptor activity; regulation of short-term neuronal synaptic plasticity.
CGGGAGAGGCGCGGGGAUGGGGCGGCCGCCGGCGCCCGAGCCGCCCGCCCGCUCCCGCCGCCCGCCGCCGCGUCCCCUCCCCGGCCGGCGGGAGGCGGCGGCUCUCCCAUGCCGCCCGCCUCGCCCCCUGCUCUGAAUCUCUGCCUGUCGGCCGAUCUGGGGACAAACGGGGAAGGGGUACGUCCCCUCGCACUUUUAUUUUUCGCCCACUUCUUUUUUUCUACCCUUUUUUGCCUUCCCUCCAUUACGCCCCCCUUCUCCCCAGCCCGUUUCUCCUCCAUCGGGGCUCUUCGGCGGCCAUGCGGCCGGUCCCGGGCGAGCGGCUCUAACUCGUCUCCUCGCCCGGAUGGCCCCCCGGAGCCGCGGGCGCAUGGAGCCGAGCUACGUCGUGGGUAUCUGCUGCCUGGUGCUGCUGGAGCCGGGCCGGGUGUGGAGCGGCGAGCCCAGCACCGGGGGGCCCGGGGAGAACGGGAACAGCAGCCAGGCUCCGCCGCCGGACACCACGGUCCCCGCGCCCACCGGAGCGGCACCACCGGGGGGGGACCGCUGCCGCGGGUACUACGACGUGAUGGGGCAGUGGGAUCCCCCGUUCAACUGCAACGCCGGCAUCUACCAGUACUGCUGCGGGACCUGCGGGUACCGCUUCUGCUGCCAGUUCAAGCCCGGGCGGCUGGACCAGAGUGGCUGCUCCAACUACGACACCCCCAACUGGGUCAACACGGGCCAGCCGCCUGCCCGGGUGGACGAGACCCCCGAGGACCCCACUCGUGACAAGACCAACAUGAUCGUCUACAUCAUCUGCGGUGUGGUGGCCAUCAUGGUGCUGGUGGGCAUCUUCACCAAGCUGGGCCUGGAGAAGGCACAGGGUCCCCAGACAGAGAUGACCGUCUCCAGGACACUGACAGAUCUGCUGAAGCAGCCAGGCCACAGCCCCUCUGAGAACAUGGACAGCCUCAUGGGGGGUGUGCAGGUCCCGCUGAGUGAAGGGCUGGCCCGAGGGCCCCCCAGAAACAGCACAGACAAGCCACCCUUGAACAACGCAGUGGCCAUUGCCCCCUCACUGGGGCGGCCCCACAGCCAUGGCAAGCGCCUGCCGCUGGCCAGCAGCCUGGCCCUGUCAGCCCCGGACUACACUUCCUACACCACCCUCAAGGUUGGAGAGAGCGCCACCGAGGACUUCUACAGGCGGUUCGGGGGGCUGGAGCCAUCCCCCGCCAGCACACUGCCCUUCCCAGCCGAGGCCCCGGUGCUGGCCGAGGGCUGUCCCCUGCCCAAGGCCAAGGGCCCCAAGGUGUCGGGGGGUCUGGCCUUCCCGGGGGGCUGGGAGGGGGGCCCCCACCGCGGCCCCCGCCGGCCGGGCCUGGCCACGCUGCGCCCUGAGGGGCCACCCGAGGCCUUCGGCCCCUCCGCCUCGCUGUACGGGCAGCACUCCCGGCACCUCGCCACCAACAGCAAGACCGAGGUCACCGUGUGACGGCCAGUGCCACCGGGGCCCGGGGCUGCCCCUCACGCGGGAGCUGCUGCCAUCGGGGCAGCCCAGCGCAGGAGAGCAGCACAGGACUCACCCAAACGGCGAGGCCGGCCACAGCGGCAGUCCCUCCUGGGCCAGGCAUGCGGACUGCCAGCCGCGCUUCACCAUCGAGGAGGCACCGCCGACUCAUCCGGACAAGUUUCAGGAGCUCUCAGCCCCCGUCCGGAAGAGGCUGAGCCGGGGGCACACUGGCCGUGCCCUGCUCAGGGGAUGGGGGCCAGUGCUGGGCAGACUGGGAACAGAUCCCGCUGGGGCCAGGCAGCCCCACCUGGCUCCUCUGAGAGGUGCGGGCAAGAACGAUUGACUCAAAGCACCGCCCCCACGCUGCCUGCACAGCCCGAGCAGCCCCUUGCCCUCCCCAGCCUCCUCCCUUCCCCACUGCCCCAGCCUCCACCUUGUCAAUAAAUAACACAUUAAACUGUACGGCCUUGGCAUGAAUUGGCUGGCGAACUUCACACUGCUCACAAAACCUUCCCCCGGGGCAGCAGGGCGCAAAGCCCACUGCCCCACAGGGCCUGGGGAACCCCUCGCGAUGGGGCACGUGGUGGGAACACAGCUUACAGGGACAACUGCAAAACCCUUCAAGCAGCUGCACAAAACUCAGAUCUUCUCUGCCUGAAGUUUAAUGGUUCUGACAGAGUUUUACCAGGGGGAGCAGAGAAACAAAGAGAUGGAGCGAAAGGACAUUGUUCUAAAGCAAGGUCAGGUAACAGCCUUCCUCCCCUAGACAAGCUCCUAAAAUUGCAGGCUUCUGGCCCAGCUCCACCUUGCCUUGGCUCUGCUUGAGCUAUCAUCCUCUUGAGCUGCUUCCAGAGGAGCAUGGAGACACCACACUUGCUCCUCCAAGGGACUUUCACUGCAAACAGUACAGUUCUGUUCUCUAGGUCAUCCGGACAGAGGACUGACAGCUUCACGAGGCGCCUGUGAGCUUUUAUGUCUCUAAAGGACUUUUCAAGCUCACCUCUGCUUAAGAGCAGCUGCUGGGUGGGAUGAAUAGAGCUAAGAGAAAGAGGGCAGGUGGGAGGUGGUGGUAACAUUCAUCUUUAUUAGGUAACAGAUGCUCAGAAGCCCUGGAACAGGGUUUUCAGACAGCAGAUAUGUUCCCUGGGGAACUUCCCCACCACCAGUUGCAUCUCAUAUCACAAAGCAUCCCUACUCUGAACUCCAUGUGGAUAAAUAGACUUUCUUCACAUAAUCCAUAAAACAAUUUCCUCCCACCCACAAACCAAAAAGUUACAGUAUAUACACACACAUAUAAAAAAAAGUUGUAGGGACAGAUGGACAGCAAUUUUUUGAACAGUGUAGAAAAAAAACAGGGCAAAGAUCCCUCACUCUGGAGGGGGCAGAGACAUACCAGCCAUACUAGGACCCUUGGUACUUCAUGCUAUUCACUACCUGGGUUUCAGCCCAACAGCUUCUCCCAGCUCCUGGCCCAGCCAGUACUCCCUGCGGCCCAGCCCCCAGGGCUCAGACUACCAUUAGUGACAAAGUGACACCUCAGCAUCACUGUUUCCCAAAGCCUUACCUCCCAUUUUACUAAAGCACAGAACUGCCCACAUGCUGCACACGCAGACCUGGAGAAAUGCAAGGUAACUUAGAGGCUGCCACAGGCAAGGAGUUUCUGUAUUUUAGGAAAAAAACUCCUUGACAAGGAAAACAGCCACAGCUGAGAGCCACAGAAGAGGAAAAAAAUCAGGAAGAGGCAAUCUACUGCCCCCAAACAGGAUCACUGGUAAGCUCCUGGACUUGGCAAUGAGGAAUCAAAAUGUGUACAAAUCAAGAGCUGUUCUGCACACUUAGGGUACCUGCUCAAAGCUGAAGUUGCUGUCACCAGAGCGUCCCCUACACUGAUCAGACACUCUUGAGAGCAACCUCUUCCCCUCCAACAAUGAGCUCCCCCUCCAACCACCAACUCCAGGAAGCAAGGGACACCCCAGCCAGCAGGACAGUACCAGCUAUUGCAGCUGGGUGUCCACCAGCUAUUCCCCAAAUGAAGUGGGGGAGGUAGGCAAACACCUUCUGGUCCCCAUGCUUUCAUCCACAGCUACAGACCACAAUCACUGGGAACAGGCUUUGCUGGGAGACAGGCUUCUCCUGGCCCCAGUUUCCAUCUCCUUGAAGCUGGGCAACUCCAAGACUAGCAUUACCUGUGUUCAAUCACUGCAGCACGUGAAAUGGCCCUCCCAGAUGCCAAAGGGAUCCUGUGCAAAGGGAAACCACAAGCCCCUAACUUUCUCCUCUCAUUCUGAAGCAGCUCAUGCCUCUCUGCAAGAGCUGGAUACAUGUAAAAGCUUCUUGCAAAACAGUCCAAGUUUGCAGGAGCUGGGCAGUACAGGCCUGAUUGGGACAGGAUGGGUUUGGAUGGCUGCCUGUAUCUAAAUGCUUUGAGCUGCCAACAUGGAGAACACGCCGGCCGUACACACGGAGGAACAGCAAUGCCCACUUGCCAAAUGCUGGUUUCCACAUAUGCACAUGAGAGAGGGCAACCACUCUGCACUUCUUUGGAGAGAUGCAACAGGAAAGGCAGAGAGAAAGAGGGCAAACCGUUCUCUCCCUGUCCCAAAUCCACCUCCCACUCCUGGAAAGUCACAGGCAAUUCAACACCUGCAACUCAAACUGCUUGGAAUAGCAACGGUAACAAAGCCGGGAGACUUGCACCCCCAUACCAGUGCCUCCCAAAUCCUGCAAGAGCUGUGGAGCAGUUAGAGAAGGUAAAGAGAAACACCUGAAGACAAGUUCUGGGACUGAGAGUUGAGUGACAUAAAAAAAACUGUUUCUAAAAAUUGUUUCUGCAUCAACAAAAAGGCACCAGAGAAGCAUUCACCCUUCAUGCCAAGUGCAGGGCACAGCAUAUCCACCUCUGCUGCCACCCAGCACCAGAUGACCAGGGAUGCCAAGGUCUUUUAUCAGGCUCUGCUUGUUGCAUUUUGCCACAAACCCACCCCCUGCUGAAAACUGGAGGCAGCUAUCACAGGAAAAGAUGCAUGAAGCAGAAGGGAAGGGAAAUCUGCUGCAUUGUUCCCCAUGUUUUUGUAAAGCCACAAACAUUCCUAUAAAAAAACCUGUAUAAAAACCGUAGAGAAAUUUUCCAGGCAGUACUGGCCCCAAGCAAUAAUCCCAGAGCACCUAGGUAAGUUGGGUCUAGGGGGCUUCAGUUUCCUGACACACAACUCAAGGAAAGCUGGUGCCUUUCCCUCUCUUUUGGGAACAGCCUUAGGCCCCAGCAGCCCCAUGGGACAAGGCCUGAACAGAUCUUCUGCCCUCACCAGAGAUUUCCUUUCUGCAGAGGUGUUUGGAAAGGGAACAAAAUACCCCUGAGGACAGACACGGGAUGUGCCACUUCUCUAUGCCGUGGGCUUGUGGGCUUCUCUCCCAAGCAGGGACAGGUGAUUUGUGUCGGGGCAGCGCUUCUCAACAGCCCCAGGCAUAGUGACAGAAACCACAACUAGACAGAUUCCUGCUGCAGUGCCUGAGAACAAGCAAGGAAGCUAGUAAAGCUAAACCUGGGGCAAGUUUA